AUGAAAUUACUUACUACCCUCUUAACCCUCCUGUUCGCAGGCACCGCCCUCUCCGCUCGGGUGACGAAUCCUAGAAAGGUGCCGCGCGAUGCCGUUCUCCUCUCCAAAGUCUCUGCGAUCACAGUCCGCGCAGGCAAACAGACAUCCUCGAGACGAGUCGCGCCAGUUCCCCAACUACAAUGCGUAGGCCCAGCCUCGAUAUGCAAACUCUACUCCGUCGACGUGAUGCGCUGCACGAACGAAGGCGCCGACUAUGACGAGAACAACAUCCAGUGGAGCUGCAAAGCCUCUCUUCCUGAAGAGUUUAAGCUCGGAAGCACAGAAGUGACGUGCGAGGGCUACGAGAGCAGCGAAGAUCCAUAUGUUCUGAAAGGCAGCUGCGGGGUGCAAUACAGACUACUCUUGACGGAUCAGGGAGAGGAGAAGUACGGUUCACGAUCACAAUCACCCUUCGAUUUUGGAGACUUUGGCAAGGAAAACAAAGCCGAGAAGUUCGCCGGAUAUCUCUUUAUGGCGCUGUUCUUGCUCGUUCUGUUCAUCAUCCUUCGCAGCCUGCAUAAUGCCUGGCGCAAUGACACUGCAGCAACAAGACGAAGGCCGGGGCCACGAGGAGGAGGUGGCUUCUUUGGCGGAGGUGGAGGAGGCGGUGGUGAUGAUGACGACCCUCCGCCUCCGUACGAUCCACGGCCUCCGCGGCCCAAGAAGGCAACAUGGGGAUCUAGUUCGAGAACGGCCAAUGCAGGCUGGAUGGGCGGGGGAGUUCCUGAUCAAGGUUGGCGCCCCGGUUUCUGGACAGGUACUGCCGCUGGAGCUGCUGCAGGUUACCUUGCUGGGAGAGGGGCCGGUGCCCAACGCGCGCAGCCUGCUCCGCCACCGAUAGUGCCGCCUGCGACUGGAGGAUGGUUUGGCGGAGCAGGAGGAGGAGCGGCCAGACCUGCUCCAUCUCCACCAAGGACAUCCAGUUCAAGUUCGAGCUACUCUAGCUCGAGACAUGAAAGUACCGGGUUUGGCGGGACUUCUAGGCGGUGA
Messenger RNA from Capronia coronata CBS 617.96, 1029 nucleotides. RefSeq lists its product as uncharacterized. Gene Ontology annotation, cellular component: endoplasmic reticulum membrane. The transcript has a single exon. The record is from RefSeq and is a predicted model, not a curated record. Gene Ontology annotation, biological process: regulation of store-operated calcium entry. Bases 1 to 1029 code for a protein of 342 amino acids. NCBI's taxonomy places the organism in Eukaryota, Fungi, Ascomycota, Eurotiomycetes, Chaetothyriales, Herpotrichiellaceae.